AUGAGGUUAGUGUGGUACUUUUUAGGAAUGAGUUGGUCGCUCACUUUUGAUUGUUUACAGAACUGUGGCGGCGCUGGAGAUGCAAUUAGCAGUCGGGCGUCGCGCCCAGGUCGUUCCGCACUUUCUGCUUCCUACACUCGGCUCAACUGUCUAUGAAGCGGCCGCUUCUCCUUCCGCUUCUGCUCUACAUAAUGCGGACAGCUCGACCGCAGUACGUCACUCCAAAGUACGCCGAGAUCAGAGGUGGUUUCAGAGGGGUGAGGAUUCUGAGUUCGGACUUUUGCAGCGGUGUCGGCGAUGUGCAGCAGCGAGGGCAUCACGGCGUCGAUCGACUUCGACCAGCCUUUCGCCGGUAAAAUCUACUCUCUGGACUACGCCAGCGUCCAGGACUGCCUUUACUACAACAAUCUCGACGUCGACACCGUCCUCUUCUCUAUUCCUGCCCAUAGAUGUGGAACCAAACUCAUGAGGACUUCGCGGAACGUGAGUUUUCUAUCGUGAAAGACAUCAAAUCAACAGGAAUACGUAAAGACUGAGAUGCAUUUCAAAGAUUUCUGAAAAGAUAAUUUUUUCUUCAAUAGUUUCAACAAAUGUUUUUUAAAAAUGUCUCGAAAAAGCUUCCUGGUUGCUUUUAACGUCUGUUACUUCUUUUUUCAUCUCUCAAAUGUUUUCUUCAGAAUUUUCCUUUAGAAGGAAGUUUAUGAAAAGUCAUGCAGGUCAAAUUUUCUUUUUUUUUUCCUCUAUUUUUUUCAUACAAAGUUUUUCGUGUCUCGAAUAUUCUUCUAAAGAGCACAAUUCUGACAUUUUUUUUUAGUUUUGCGCGUCAUUUUUUUGACCGAAAAAUCAUUCGUCUUUUCGACUGUUUUUUGUUUUGAAAAAGACUUUUAGAAAAUAUUUUUCUUUUUCUAACACAUCAUUGUGAGCCCAUUGCCUUCUUUUUUCGAAAGAAACGGCUCAUUUCAUAAUAAAGAUCGUGUCUGAAAUGAACGGUGUAUAUUAUCUAAAAAAUCAAAUACUAUCCUGAGCAACGCUACUGAGAAUAAAAUGAGUAGCAUUUUUUUUUUCGAUAUUUUCCUAGUUAGAAAAUGGUUAUUGGUUUCGGUCACCCCAUUGCUUUUCUAAAUCACGAGCAACGGACGAUUCCCGAGGUCAUUCAUUUAUUUUGCCGAAUCACUGACACGUACUAAUUAUACGUACCUCCACAUGGCCCAAUUGACUCGUUUUGCAUAUAUAAACUCUCUCUAACUAUUUUCGCGUCUGAAAAAAAACUUCCAGCUUGUCAUUAUACUUUUCUUACCUUGAUUUUCCUUUUUUCGUUGGCCUUCAAAAAAACUUUAAGACCUCAAAAGGCAAAAACGAGGUCGAAGGGCGUGAAACUGGAUGUAACGCAUAUGAGUCAAUUACUUUUCUGAAGAGUGAGACGUGUGCCCUUGGCAUCGCUAAUUUCGCAUUUUGACGUCGCGCAGCCCCGAAAACAGCCGGUCGAGACCCAAAUAAGGAGAAAAUGUAGAGAAUCGCAACUGAACCGAUCUGAACGUCAAUUGCAGGUCGUCGAUCAAAUGGAAAAUCGCGUAUAUGUUCAAAUGGACAAAGAUACGCAGACGGCUGCCGACAAGCAGUUUUCCUUCGUCUGUCGGCUCUCAGAACCUCCAAAGUCCUCUUCACUCCCUUCAAAGUUUGAGAGUUCGCUUGUUUUUCAAAAAAAAAAAAGAAGUCGAGGAAGUGCAAAAUAACAUAAGCGAUGUUUUGAUUUGAAAAAAAUAGUCUGAAACAGCUCCUAAUCAUAGCAAAUUACGAAAAAAAAAACGACGAAAGUUUUAUGAACUCGGAUUUGCAGUCUAAACUUCGUAUCCAGAAGAAAAAUGGUUUCGUCUUAAGGCAGUUCGAUCAGUUCAAAGACUUCUACGCGAGGCCCAUUGCCAACAGCAUUUCUACUAAAUUGGUCCCCCCGCAAUCCGUCAUGACUCCGGUCAAGUCGGUAGGAAUUUGCAGGAUUGUCGUCAUAAUAUUUCAUGAAUAGCCUCAUUUUUACAACAUUUUUUUUUCUGAAUUGAACAGUAUAAUAAUUUGAGUGAUGGGAGACUUAUAAAUUUUCGGAGUAUUUGAUCUCUCUUUUUUUGGAAAUAAUUUGUGGUAGGAGUUUCUCCGAACUGUGUCUUUCUUCAGACAAGCGUCUCCCGCGUGGCGGCCUACUCUUCUGACGCACAUCUGGGCAACUGGCCGAUUCCAGGUGCUCAGCCUUAUGAGUCUUCGAUGAAGCCCGUUCCGUCCUAUCCGCUGGCACCGGCUGUUCCCCUCCGUAAGAAAUUUGGGGCUCAUGAAAACUCAGCAAGUGUGACAAAGAUUUGAAAAAAAAAACACCUUUAAGCUUCAAAAGAAUAAGCUCGAGAAUUGAGCGAAGACCUUAGGUGUAAAAUGAUUAUUUCUAGCCCAACCUCCGCCUGCGCACGGCGUCCUUCCUGUCCUGCCAGCCUUGCAUCCACCGCUCUUCCCAACAGUUCAGCCUGCGACCCCGAGUCCCGCCGGCGUUUAUCCGACUCCUCCGAGAUCCAUCUCAUCCAUUGGCGCCAACAGUCCGAAUCUGCCGCUCUUCCCCCAGUUCCAACGAGCUCCUCCACUUCCGCAACUUCCUCUGACUACCUCCACAGUACUCCCACCGCCAAUCGUUCCAAAUAUGCACGUGCAGCAAGCCUUGGUCGUGCCGUUCUCAACGGUUACAACGUCCCCUGUCAAAGUGAGAACUUUGCAUCGAUUUUUUUUCCAUUGAACAACUUGCAGGUUGAUGCUCAUAAAUGGAGCGAAGCUUACGCGACUCAGCCUCCUCCAUCGCUGGCAAGGACCUUCCAGGUGUCUACUAAAGACAAAGUCGGAACGAAUUACCGAGAGGAGACUCCCAAAGUCGAUACAACUUUUUCCACAGACGUCGUAGACAAUGGAAUCGUUGAAAAGUAAAAUCACAUAUCAUGUCUGUCACACAAAGCUAUUCAGACCGCCGGCCGUCCUGGCAGGAACUCAAGAAGUGGUGGCUGAGCCGCAGGUCACGCUCGAAAUCCAACAGGGAGAAGGCCCUUUCGCGCCGCCUGUAUCCUCUGCUAUUCGAGUUGGGGAAAACAUUUCGCUGGUCGUCAAGGCUAAGAGCUUCAUUCCUGGCGCCGAGGACUUCGACAUGUUCGUACACUCGUGUUUUGCGACCGACGGCCGUGGUUCCACCAGAAUCGAACUUGUCGACAAGAAAGGGUAGGCUGAUAAAAAAUGAAAAAAUUCUAGAAGCUUAGACUAUAAAGAAAUUUCAAAGUCAACAUGAGACCACGGUUGAAAGGAUUAGACAUUCAAUCCGGAAAAAUGUAUAUUUUACUAUGGACGCCAUUUUUGUCAUUAUUUUCUUAAUGACAACAAAAGGAAAAUAGGGCGGACAGGCGCCGAUCAAGUUCUUCUUGUAGAGCCCAGUUCGAGUCCUUUCAUUUUCCCGUCAAAAAAAUUACAGAAGUUUAAUUUUGAAAAAUCUCAAAAAUUUUUUUGAGAACCCCGCACAUAUCGGAUUUGAUAAAAAAAUUUAAAAAAAUUGUUUGUCAGGUAAAAAAAUAUUAUUUAUUUUAAGAAAAAUAGAUGGCAUGAUCCAACCCAUGCUUUUCGAAAGUUCAAACAAAAAUUUCAACAAAGUGGAAAAAGACCUGGUUUUCAAAAAGCUCCAUUUAUAUAAAAACUGUUUUCAGUUGCGUCUUGAGAAGAGAAUUCGCUUCUGAACUCCGAAGAACCAAAGAUCCGUCGCUUUUCAUGUACUAUUAUCUAAUGAUCAAGGUAAACUAGCCAGGGAAAAGUAGGGCUACUUGAUUUCACAGGCUUUCAAAUUCCCUGGUCCAGACGAUGUUUAUUUCUCCUGUACGAUUGAAUUCACACCGUACAGAAACGUGCCGGUAUAUUUCAAAACUAGGAAAAUGAAUAUUUGGUUUUUGCACAGGAAAUAUGUUCCUCGAACGUUUCGCGAAGUCGGAGAGACUUGCCAGCAGACCAAAUCAAAACUUUGAGGCUUUUCGACAACGUGAACGUCGAGUUGGAGAAUGAAGAGUUGGUUGAAGCAAUUCAAGGUUUUUUUUUUCAAUUUCCGCUUCAGCUGUUUCUUUUCAUAACAUUUCUGCACUAAGUCCACACAUACUGUUUAGUUCUCUUAAACAGGGCGAUAUCCGACUGAAAUGAUCCUAUAGAAAUAGUUGCUAGUAUUUGAAGUAAAUAAAACCAUUUACUGAAUCCCGAGAUUCGAAAUUGAACAAGAAACAUUUGCAGAAGAAGAAAAGCGCUGCUCGGCGGAAGCGGCGCUGAUUGUUGCUGUGUGCUCCCUGAUGCUCGCCUCCACGAUUUCCACUUCUUUUGCUUUUUACUUCUACUGCAAAUCACUGAGCAAGUGA
Messenger RNA from Caenorhabditis auriculariae, 4403 nucleotides. Lineage: Eukaryota; Metazoa; Nematoda; Chromadorea; Rhabditida; Rhabditidae. The record is from the annotation of a GenBank genome assembly.